This is a messenger RNA of Gossypium arboreum, 1434 nucleotides long. Its product is annotated as thaumatin-like protein 1b. NCBI's taxonomy places the organism in Eukaryota, Viridiplantae, Streptophyta, Magnoliopsida, Malvales, Malvaceae. Gene Ontology annotation, biological process: defense response. Bases 281 to 1225 code for a protein of 314 amino acids. The record is from RefSeq and is a predicted model, not a curated record. The transcript has 3 exons. Gene Ontology annotation, cellular component: extracellular region.
AAGGCCAAUAAAAUACAGUUUUUCUGUACAUAUAUACCUUUGCUUGAAAAGAAAGGAACGUGAAAAUGCCCGGAACAACAAAGACAAAAACUUUGAGAUUUGAGUAUUUAACAAAAUAACCCUAAACCAAAACCAAAAGCCUAAAGGCAAAAACGCCACAAACACAUUCUGGAAGUCCCACUCUCCCUGCUAUGUCUUCCAAGAAAAAGUAAAGUUCUCUAGUGUUUUUUGGCAAUUGUUCAACUUCAAACUCCAUUUUUUAAUCUUUAAGUCAUCAACAAUGGAUCGUCGUCAUCUCUGUUCCACCUUUCUUUUGCUCCUCUUCAUCUCCUUCUUCUCAGAAGUGAAUCCAGCUUAUUUUAAGGUCGUCAACAAGUGCCGCCACACGAUAUGGCCGGGUUUUUUAUCUGGGGCCAACACUGCUCAACUUACAACAACCGGCUUCGUUCUAAAACCUGGCAAAUCAAGAACAGUGACAAUACCAAAGUCUUGGUCCGGUCGACUCUGGGGUCGAACCUUUUGCGGCGUCGAUUUCUCCCGUAAAUUCAUUUGUCAAAGCGGCGAUUGCGGCUCCGGCCAAAUUGAAUGUUCCGGAAGUGGCGCCAAGCCGCCAGCCACUCUCGCGGAAUUCACUUUAAAUGGUGCCGGAGGAUUAGACUUUUACGACGUCAGCUUAGUGGACGGCUACAAUUUGCCGAUGUUGAUAGUGGUCAAGGGAGGUAAAGGCGGGAACUGUAGCGCUACAGGUUGCUUAUUGGACCUCAACGGUGCUUGUCCAUCUGAGUUACGCGUUGCGCGUCAAAAUGGUGGUGGAGGCGUGGGGUGUAGGAGCGCGUGUGAAGCGUUCGGAGAUCCCGAAUACUGUUGCAGCGGGGCGUUCAGAACGCCUGACGUUUGUCGGCCAUCCAGAUACUCGUUGUUUUUCAAGCAUGCUUGCCCACGCGCGUAUAGCUAUGCGUACGACGAUACCACGAGUACGUACACGUGUGCUGGUGCUGAUUACGUCAUCAUGUUCUGCCCUCCUCCUCAUACCAGUCAAAAAGUGUUUGGUGCAAGGAAGGAUGGAGCGGUGCUACCGCUUGUAAAUAAGAGUAUGAUAUACAUAUCCAGCCUACAUGCAAAUGGGGCAUCACUAUCAGGUCUGCUCCAACUGCAAUCUACUGUCCCUGCAGCCUCUUUUGCAAUGGCUAUUUUCCUCUUUUGGCAACUUAUUUUACCUUUGUGACUAACAUUUGGCCUGGACACUUCCAGGCAAGUACUAGCAAGGACUAGCUUAACUGAAGGGAGACAUUCUAUACGCUGGAUUAGAAUGAGCGGCAACAUAAAUUUGCAUAUUGCCUACAGAUAUUGAGAUUUCACGUUUGCCACACAAAUAUUGUACACAUUUUGUUUUUAUACUGAUACACUAAAGGUUUCCAAGUUUUUACUGUCAAA